Leptopilina boulardi is the source of this 2678-nucleotide messenger RNA. RefSeq names its product putative transcription factor p65 homolog. Gene Ontology annotation, biological process: non-canonical NF-kappaB signal transduction; cellular response to stress; response to cytokine. Gene Ontology annotation, cellular component: cytoplasm. NCBI's taxonomy places the organism in Eukaryota, Metazoa, Arthropoda, Insecta, Hymenoptera, Figitidae. Gene Ontology annotation, molecular function: DNA binding; DNA-binding transcription factor activity. The record is from RefSeq and is a predicted model, not a curated record. The coding region runs from base 159 to 1934 and encodes 591 amino acids. The transcript has 2 exons.
CUUAGUUUUCACUUAGUUUCUUGCCAACCUUUCCUUCGAUCGUUUCAAAUUCUCGAGAGUUUAUAAUAUUUCUCGUUAAUAUAUUUUUUUCGAGAAUAAAAAUUUUCAAAUUGUGUUCAAGUGAUUUUUAAAAGUGAGUGUGUGUGUAUGUGAAAAAAAUGUUGCCAGUGAAUAGUUACGAAUAUCCGGAAGCUCAACCAACGUGGGACAAAAAUUUUCCAUUUGUGACAAUAAUUGAACAUCCAACACAUUCAUUACGCUUUCGUUACGAGUGCGAACGACGAUGUGCAGGAAGAAUUUUGGGUGAAAAUAGUGUCGCUGAUAGACGAACAUUUCCAACAAUUCAAAUUCACGGAUACAAGGGACCUGUUGUUAUUGUUGUGUCAUGUGUGACAAGAGACAAUCCCCCACGACCUCAUCCUCACAGUAUUAUGGGGAAGAAUUCCGCAGCGAAUGGAAUAUAUUCGUUAAAAAUGAAUCUUGUUGAUGGAAUCGUGACGUUUAAUCAUCUUGGAAUUCAGUGCAUGAAGAAGAAGCAAGUCGCCAGUGCUCUCGAGAUACGAAAACGAGAGAAUGUCGAUCCCUAUGGAACUGGUUUCGAUCAUAUGGAAUUUCCCGAUUCCAUUGACUUGAACUCGGUUCGCCUGUGCUUUCAGGUUUUCAUUCAGGGCCCUCAGAAGAAAUUCAACAUCCCCCUGAAGCCCGUGGUCAGUAAUCCAAUCUACGACAAGAAGGCAAACGAGGAUUUGAUAAUUUGCAAACUCAGCGUUUGCAGUGCUCCCGUCUCAGGUGGCACCGAGGUGAUACUCCUUUGUGGUAAAAUUAGUCGCGACGAUAUUCAAGUUCGUUUUUUCGAAGUUCGCAACGAGUGGCUCUUUUGGGAGGGUUUCGGCGAAUUUCAACCCGUCAACGUACACAAACAAGUGGCCAUUGUCUUCAGAACACCCGCCUAUUGCAAUCAGGACAUCAGCGAACCAGUUGGAGUGCAAAUACAACUUCGCAAAAAAUCCGACGGCUCCACGAGCAAACCCCUACCGUUUAUAAUGCUCCCAGUAGAAAUUUCUGAUACAAAUAUAAUGAAACGAAAACGUGCUCGCUUCGACUUCAGUCCCAAGUCAUUUAUGUUGAAACAAAUGGAAAUCCAAGCUGAAAAACGCAACGCAGUGGUGAAUCAAUCUCUAUUGCUCAAUUUCCCAACUCCCAAGGAACGUUCUCCUAUUUUUCACAAUUCCAAUUUUCCCGAGAACAAUAAUUAUGCAACGCAGGAUUUAAAUAUUCACUGUGAUCAAACAAUUCACGAAACCUUUGGAACGCCAGUGCCACAACCACGAACCUCAUUGAUUGAACCAAAUCCCAAGGAACCGAAACCAAAAGCACCGAGAAAACGAGCAACGCCUCGAGUUAGAAUUCAAAAAACCGAUGUUCCACCACAACCGGAACCUCGUCGACGUCUCGAGACACCACCGCCAAAUGUUACGAUUCAUUCCUAUGCAUAUUGUGACACAAAUCCAACACUACAGUGGCAGGAUCUCGACAGAUAUCCACGAUAUUCCACUCAUCAGCAACAACAAUCAACCGACGUGAUUGAUCCAUUUGUGAAUAAUUUACCGUCUUGUGAUUUUGCUCCACGUGGUCCUGUUGCUCAGCCAGCAUUCGUCGAAUUUGAAAAUACUCGAACUCACCAACUCCCUGACAAUUCCGAUACAAUUUCGGACAAUCUCUCCAAGGGUCUUUCGAUAUCGGACGAGAUUCAUGAUACUUUGCAAAAUAUUCACGAAUUAAAUCGAAAUGUUGAGGAAAGUCAACAACGCAUCACUGGUAAAUACAUGACGAAUUAUGUUGACAACGAGACGAAUGUUAAUAAUUCACCAUGGAACGAUAUUAUGGGACAGGUUUACGAUAAUCAACCGAAUGAAAAUAAUUUCUUUUCCUAAUUCAACGUGCUGCAAAUUUAUAAAGCAUAGGAAUAUUUCUUGAGCUUCCAAUAAUGGAACCAGUGUUUGUUAAGAAGACUUUCUAUAAUUAAAUAUUAUGUAAAUAUGUAAAGAAACUUAAAAUUAUUUAUAAAAAAAAAAAUUCAUUUCGCGCAGUUGAAUGAUUAAUCGUUGUUAUUAUUAUAUUGAGAUCAAUGUCAGUAUUGUUACUAUUAUUAUUGUUAAUAAUUACUAACUAAUUAUUAUAUGAAUUGUACGUUUGCGUCAAAUUUUGACAUGAUAUUAUAUAUAUAAAUAAUUGAUAAUUUCAAGAAUAAGGUAUACGAAAUUAUAAUAUAUAAUAAUGAAAUUUAUUACUUCGUAAAAUAAAUCUAAGAUGACAAUUUACAAAUAUAAAUCCUUCAAGACACGUAUUUUUCUUUACAAUAAUUUAUCACAUUAUCUUUGUUUCAAUAAACAGUAUUAAAAUAUUUUUCAAUUGUUGAAACAAUAUUUGUAUACUUUCUGAAGAAGACAGCUGUGCUGUCGAUAUACAUAAAUUGAUGACCUCGAGCUUGGAGGAUUAAUAUUUGUAAUUUUUUAUGAGACAUUUUUCGAUAGAAUAAAAUAAUAUUUAGCUUUAAAAGCUAAAAUAAAUUUGACAAUUUCUUAUAUGACAAAAAAUAUGUACCUGUACCCUUUUUUUAUUUCUUAUAUGUAGCAUUAAACACUUUUACAAUAAAAUUUGGAAAUAUUUUCAAAUAA